Macrosiphum euphorbiae (potato aphid) is the source of this 1470-nucleotide messenger RNA. Lineage: Eukaryota; Metazoa; Arthropoda; Insecta; Hemiptera; Aphididae. The record is from the annotation of a GenBank genome assembly.
AUGAAUAGAAAUCAGAAUGAGUCCGUUUUACAUUCUAAGAAUGGUUCAUAUCCCGAAGAAAUUGUUGGGCAAUACAUAAUGGAGUUGCCUGUAUUUGGUAACAAAAAAAUAAACAGUACUCAGAACCAGCAGCGUAAGAAGAAGAAAGUUUUAAAACCAAUACGUUUACAUACAUUGUCGGCUACCAGAAGAAGACAAUGCACAUUAAAUACACCAUAUCAAACCACUUAUACUAGCCAUACUGGAACCCAAUCAAACAGAUCAAAUGUCAAUAGUUUACUAAUCAACGAUCAUAUAUUGAGUAUAAAAAAACUAGAAAAUGAACUGACUGAAGCACAUAUGAAAACGCGUGAACUGAUCGUAGAAAACCGUUUAUUGAAAACAUUAGAGAAGCGGCACGAAAAUGCAUUAUCUAUGUAUGAAGGUAAACAAGCCAAGCUACCACAAGUAAUUAAAUCAUAUGAAGAGGAAAUACGCACAUUAAAAAGCCAAAUACGUCAUAUUAAAAUUUCAUUUAAAGAAAUGGAAAAUAGAUAUAAGUCACAGAACAUUGAAUUAAUAUCCUUACAAAAACAGUACAAACACCUUUUUGGUUUAACUCAGAAUAAACAGCUUAGUAAAAAAGAAAAACUAUCAGAUCAAUUAGAAGAAGCUCAAAGUACAAUAAAAAAACAAGAUGACAAAAUUUUGAAUAUUAUGAAAAAAUUAGAACUUCAAAAUAAAUCUCAUAGGUAUCAUAUGAACGUAGAACAUAUUAAAAUCAAAGAAUUACAACAUGAAGUCAAACGUUUAGAAGAAGAAAACAAAAAUCUAAGAUUAAAUUUGGAUAAACUUAAGAAUAAAAAUCAUGGUUCAAGACAAAGUUUUACAAAGGGAAUAACUGAAGACUCGAUAAGCAUAGUAUCUCGUGUAUUAAAGCCUAUACCAACAAUACAUGAUGGACAAGGUGAUGAAAUAGAUGAAUCUUUUUACAAAACUAAUGGGUCAAUAUCCCCUAAACCAGAAUCAUUUCAUGAAGAUUGUGAAGAAAACGGUAGAUAUUCAACAAAAAACUAUCAAAUUAACACAAUUAAGCAGAUAAAAAAGAGUACAAUAAAACCAUCUAGUACCUUGAUAAAUAAAGAAUCAUACUCGUCAAUAACACCGAGCAAUAUGUCUUGGGUAGACAGUCCUCUGGAUAAUUUGACAAAAGAAAGUGAAUCAGAACUAUUGAAAACUGUAAAAAAUGAUUUUGAAAAAAAAACUAGACAUAAAACUGCUGCUUUCAACCAAUUACCAGGAACCUCCAUGUCUAGAGAACAAAAAGACAUACUUUUAGCAAAAUUAAAUCAAGUCAGUGAGGAUCAAGACAAUCAUGAAAACUAUUUUAAAUCGAAACUAUUAAAGCAGCCAAUUAAUAAAAGAUACUCAUCAUCAUAUGAUUCUGAUAAUAUAAGUGGUGAAUCUAACAGUGAUAGUUCACAGGAAUAA